This is a messenger RNA of Camelina sativa (false flax), 1263 nucleotides long. Lineage: Eukaryota; Viridiplantae; Streptophyta; Magnoliopsida; Brassicales; Brassicaceae. The record is from RefSeq and is a predicted model, not a curated record.
AUGUCGCUGAAACCUAGCGCCAGGACGGAGGCCCGACGGAACCACUACAAAGUUGUGGUGGAUGCGGAGGAGGGGCGACGAAGGAGAGAAGACAACAUGGUUGAGGUUCGUAAAAUCAAACGUGAGGAGAGUCUGAUGAAGAAGAGGCGUGAAGCUCUUGAUGAUUUCUCGGGAUUGGUCGACGACGAUAUGAAGUUGGAGAGUUUGCAAGAUAUGGUCGCUGGGGUUUGGUCGGAAAAUCCUGACUGGCAGCUUAAUUCAACUACUCAGAUCAGGAAGCUUCUAUCUAUCCGCAGAAGUCCUCCAAUCGAUAAAGUGAUAGGCUCUGGAGUCGUGCCUCGGUUAGUUGAGUUUCUUAAGAAAGAAGAUAACCAUACCAAAUUUUCUAUGCUUAGAGAAGUCACAUGGACCUUGUCAAACCUGUGUCGUGGUGGUGGCCAGGUGAAUCCCGAGGCGCUUCAAGCCCUUGGACGAUUAAUUCAUUCUACCGAUGAACAAGUCUUGACAGAUGCUUGUUGGGCUCUCUUUUACAUCUCUAAAGAGACCAAUGACAAAAUCCAGCCAGUCAUCGACGCCGGUGUUGUCCCAAGACUUGUUGAACUUCUCCUCCAUCCUUCUAUAUCAGUGCUAACUCCUGCGCUUCGCACGGUUGGAAAUAUAGUACGUGGAGAUGAUCUACAAACACAAUUUGUGAUCAAUAGUGGUGCUCUGCCUUGUCUUGCCAACCUUCUAACUCAAAACUAUAAGAAAAGCAUUAAAAAGCAAACUUGUUGGACGAUUUCAAACAUCACAGCGGGAACCAAAGAACAGAUCCAGGUUGUAUUAGAGGCUAAUUUGAUUGCCCCCUUGGUCAAGCUGCUUCAAUGUGCUGAAUUUGACAUUAAGAAAGAAGCUGCGUGGGCUAUUUCAAAUGCAGCUUCAGGUUCUCAUGAUCAGAUCAAAUACCUUGUAGAACAAGGAUGUAUAAAACCGUUAUGCGAUCUCCUAAGAUGUCUAGAUCCAGAAAUCCUAAUUCUCUGCCUUAAAACAUUGGAAAACAUUUUGAAAGUGGGAGAGGAAGAGAAGAAGUUGGGUAAUACAGGGGACAUGAACCAUUACGCUGAGCUGAUUGAUGAUGCAGGAGGGCUAGACAAGAUGGAGGACCUUCAGAACCAUCAUGACAACAGUGAGAUUUAUGACAAGGCUCUAAGAAUUAUGGAGACAUACUGGCUUGAAGAAGAUGAGGGAACACAACAAUCUCCUGAGGGAUUCAACUUCAACUGA